This is a messenger RNA of Cavenderia fasciculata, 1278 nucleotides long. RefSeq lists its product as uncharacterized. Lineage: Eukaryota; Evosea; Eumycetozoa; Acytosteliales; Cavenderiaceae. The transcript is spliced from 3 exons. The coding region runs from base 1 to 1278 and encodes 425 amino acids. The record is from RefSeq and is a predicted model, not a curated record.
AUGAUAGCAUCAACAUUUUAUAUAGAUGUUGGUAAACUCAACAGAAUAGAAUCAAUCAUUAAAACAAAAGGUAAGAGAGAGAGGAAUUCAUCGAUCAAUGAUUUGGUGGCUGAUAGGUAUAUUGAUUAUUUGGUACAAGUUUUGAAUUACUAUUUGGUGGAGGAAGUUGACCAAUUGAUCAACUUGGGUGGUGGUGAAGGAGGAGCAACUUAUUCAUUUCAAGUUGCUUUGAAUUGUCUUUGUGCUAUAUCACAUAUAUCAAGUUCUGCAUGCAGUGAAUUGGUCAAUUGCAAGAUCAUUCAAACACUACAAUAUCUAUUGGAAAUCGAUUCAAAGACACACCAACAGAGAUUCACAAGUCAAGUGAUCGAUUGUUUGUUGGUGAUUGGAGAGUCUGGAGGAUCGUAUCAUGUCACCAAAGUGAUUGAUUAUUUAUUAAAUCGAAUGGUACAAGAAGAGGUUGGUAGUGGUGGUGGUGGUGGAUCUUCUCCUUCUUCUCCUUCUCCUUCUCCUCCACAUGUAACAUCUUGUAGUCUAAAAUUUAUUUCAACAUUGUACAAUAUAGAAGAAUAUUAUUAUCGACAAGGUGGAAGCAAUGGAGCACAUUUCAUCAAUGUCAUAAGAGUGGUCAAGGGGUUCUUGUCGAGUCAGCAUUUGGGUGUUCGAACAGAGUCCAAAAGAUCAUUGGCCAGACUAUUAAAACACUAUCAUUCAUUGACGACACUGUACAAUCACAAUGGUAUUCAUCAACUUUCACAAUCAAUUAGUACUGUAUUAUUGGCCAAUGAAAACAACAUAUUCCAACUACUUUGUAAACAAUGUACAAUGUUGUUAGAUUUGGAAACAUUGGAUUUAUUCAUAUCAAUUUGGAAAAUGAAUAAUAAUCAAAUAGAAAUUAAUAAUAAUAAUAAUAAUAGUAAUAGUGAAAUUCAAACCAUUUUAAUAAUCAAAGCAAUUAUUAAUACUGCAAUGAGACAUUCUUCUUUGCAAAAAAUGACCGAUGUAAAUAAUAAUAAUUAUAAUAAUAAUAAUAAUAAUAUUGGUUUGGAGAAUCAAUCAAUACUUUUAAGAUGUUUUGAAAGUUUGGGUAUAAUGAUGGAAAGUAACUCAAAACAUGUAGACAUGUUAAUUAAUAUCGAUCGGUUAGAUUACCAAUUUCUAGAUCAACUUUUACCAACCUUUGAUAAAAUGAUCAUUUCAAAUGCCUCAAAUCCCAACCUUUUGAUUGAUUAUACAACAAGACAAUUAAUCAUUUUACAACUAUUUUGUCAUGGAUAG